This is a messenger RNA of Trifolium pratense (red clover), 1085 nucleotides long. RefSeq names its product transmembrane emp24 domain-containing protein p24delta7-like. The record is from RefSeq and is a predicted model, not a curated record. The transcript has 4 exons. NCBI's taxonomy places the organism in Eukaryota, Viridiplantae, Streptophyta, Magnoliopsida, Fabales, Fabaceae. Gene Ontology annotation, biological process: intracellular protein transport; Golgi organization; endoplasmic reticulum to Golgi vesicle-mediated transport. Gene Ontology annotation, cellular component: endoplasmic reticulum-Golgi intermediate compartment; Golgi apparatus; COPII-coated ER to Golgi transport vesicle. The coding region runs from base 194 to 835 and encodes 213 amino acids.
CUCUGCAACUGUUACCACCGACCGUAACGGAACCAAAAUUCAGGUCGUUACUUUUCCGCGUUUCUUCGUUUUGAGUUCACCGUAGCUCUUUUCCAUUGUCGUUUUGUUUCCUUCUUCUCCAAUUCAAUUCAAACCAAACCCUAAUCCCAAUUUUCCUGUUCGAUCCCAAAUUGGGGAACAAAAAAUCGUAUCAAUGUCAAAUUCGAUUCUUCUUCUCGCAAUUCUCACCCUCACAUUGACGUGUAGUAUGGUGAAUUCGAUGAGGUUUGAGCUUCAAUCGGGUCACACUAAGUGCAUUUCAGAGGAUAUUAAGACCAAUGCGAUGACCGUAGGAAAGUAUAGUGUCGUUAAUCCUAAUGAAGAAUAUGCAAUUCCUGAUACCCACAAGAUCACUGUCAAGGUGAGUUCUCCUCAUGGAACCAGUCAUCACUACGCGGAUCAUGUGGAGUCAGGUAAUUUUGCAUUUACUGGAUCUGAGUCCGGUGACUACACUGCUUGCUUUUGGAUACCAGAUAGUAGGAUGUCCCCUUCAAUUGUGACCAUUGAAUUUGAUUGGAGAUCUGGGAUUUCUACCAAAGACUGGUCUAAGGUUGCCAAGAAAGGGCAGAUUGAAGUAAUGGAAUUUGAGUUGAAGAAACUGUAUGACACCGUUACAGUCAUCCAUGAUGAGAUGUUUUAUCUUCGCGAAAGGGAGGAAGAAAUGCAAGAUCUUAACAAAGCAACCAACUCCAGGAUGUUCACCUUCAGUUUCCUUUCAAUUAUGGUUUGUUUGUCUGUGGCUGGUUUGCAACUAUGGCAUUUGAAGACAUUCUUUGAAAGGAAGAAGCUACUCUAAGUUCCUUCAUACUAAUUUUGUUCAAUUUUUUUUUUCUUCCUUAUUUUCUAAUUCCGGUUGCCUGGCUAUUACUUCGGUAUUCAAAUAUAUGAUUAGUUCAUAUUUUUCUUUUACAAUUUUGUAGAUUUUAGAAACAAUAGUAACAUUUUAAGGGUUCUUUAAUUUAUACUAAUAUUUUCUUUAUAACUUCAAUUUAUAAGCAUUGCAGUUAUUCUUUUACACUCAAUCUAAGAACUGCUUCAUUCCUUGA